Eimeria acervulina is the source of this 1641-nucleotide messenger RNA. RefSeq lists its product as hypothetical. NCBI's taxonomy places the organism in Eukaryota, Apicomplexa, Conoidasida, Eucoccidiorida, Eimeriidae. The record is from RefSeq and is a predicted model, not a curated record. The transcript is spliced from 5 exons. The coding region runs from base 1 to 1641 and encodes 546 amino acids.
AUGGCUCCGGAGUACUGCCCUGUGCCUCCAGUGGUUCGGCUCAGCAGCAGGCUGCUGCUGCUGCAACAGCAGCUGCCGCAGCAGCAGCAGCAACAGCUUCUGAAAGCUGUACUGCAGGAACACGAUAGCAGCAGACUUGUAGAGCUCUCCUACGCACCCACACCAGCAGCAACCACCCCAAGAGACCAGCAGCAGCAGCAGCAGCAGCAGGACAUACACCGCAGCAGCAGCAGCAGCAGCUUGAAGCUGCUUCAUCUAGUAGAAGAAGCAAAAGAACUUCUGCAGCGGCUUUCCCUCAAUAACAAAGAAAGCAACACCAGCAGCAGCACCGGCGACGAAAACAGCAGCAGCAACUGCAGCAGCAGCAGCAGCAGCAGCAGCAGCAGCAGCAACAACACCACGGGUCAUGAAAGCCGGCACUCCCUUGUAGCAGCCGCAGCAGCGCCUGCUGCUGCAACAGCGGUACCUGCUGCAGCAGCAGCGGUACCUGCUGCUGCUGCGGCACCUGCUGCUGCAGCGGCACCUGCUGUUGCAGCGGCACCUGCUGCUGCAGCGGCAUCUGCUGCUGCAGCGGCACCUGCUGCUGCAGCGGCAUCUGCUGCUGCGGCGGCAUCUGCUGCUGCUGCGGCACCUGCUGCUGCAGCGGCAUCUGCUGCUGCUGCAGAAAAAGCAGCAUUUAGGGCCUCAGCAGCAGAUACUAAGCCCAACCAGCCCCUGAAGUUGCUGCAGCAGCAGCUGCAAUUGCAGCUGCUGCAGCAGGAAAGUGCUGCGGUAGCCAUACGCGAUCUGAUGAAUGGCAUCCAGCAGCAACAGCAGCAGCAGCAGCAACAGCAGCAAGAGCUUCAACAGCAGCAACAGCAGCAGGAACAGCUGCAGCAGCAACUCGCCCAGCAGCAAUUGCUGAUCCGACAGCAAGACUGGCUUAUAAAGCAACAGCAAGAGAGAAGCCAGAGGCAGCAAAACGAUGCUGCGGCGCAGCAGCGGCAGCUGCAGCAGCUGCAGCAGCAGCUGGAGAGGAGAGAGAGAGCCGAGAAGGCCCUUAGUCUAGACCUCGAAAAGCUGAAGAGGCAGCAAACUAAAAAGGAAGCUGAAUGGACCCAGCGAGUGGUGGCGCUGCAGCAGCAGCUGCGGCAGACAGCAGCAGAAGCAGCAGCAGCAAAGAGAGCAGCUGCUGCAGCUGAGAGGGAGAACACCAGGCUGAAAGACAGUCUUGAAGCAGCGAAGGCUAGCUCACCGCUGGAAGCAACAGCAGCAGCAGCAACAGGAACAGCAGCAGCAGCAACAGCUAGUCCUUCGCUGCUGUGUGGCCAUCAGCGGGAUCUGCUGCUGCAGCGUCGCCUACAGCAGCAGCAGCAGCAGCAGCAGCACAAGCAACUCUUUGCCUGUAGCAGCAGACACGGCGUAGUCAACAGCAGCAGCAGAAGCAGCAGGAGCAGCACCAGCAGCAACGCAUCACCUUUGUAUCUAACGACAGCAACUCCCCCUCCAGGUGUCCCUGCUGCUGCUGCUGCUGCUGCUGCUGCAGCUGCUGCUGCAGGGCCGCUCGCCUGCUGCCGCGCUGCCUCAUCAGCGUCUCUUGGGCUGCAGCAGCAAGCAGCAGCAGCAGCUGCUGCUGCUGCAGCAGGAAGGUUUCAGGUGUAG